Messenger RNA from Sinocyclocheilus rhinocerous, 522 nucleotides. Its product is annotated as circumsporozoite protein-like. The transcript is spliced from 2 exons. NCBI's taxonomy places the organism in Eukaryota, Metazoa, Chordata, Actinopteri, Cypriniformes, Cyprinidae. Bases 1 to 522 code for a protein of 173 amino acids. The record is from RefSeq and is a predicted model, not a curated record.
AUGCCACAGUGUGUGCAAGUCACCCUGACUUGCUGCCGGACACGUACUCUUUUUGUUGACAAUGAUGCUGGGGAUGGAGGUGGUGCUGCUGAUGCUGGGGAUGGAGGUGGUGCUGCUGAUGCUGGGGAUGGAGGUGGUGCUGCUGAUGCUGGGGAUGGAGGUGGUGCUGCUGAUGCUGGGGAUGGAGGUGGUGCUGCUGAUGCUGGGGAUGGAGGUGGUGCUGCUGAUGCUGGGGAUGGAGGUGGUGCUGCUGAUGCUGGAGAUGGAGGUGGUGCUGCUGAUGCUGGAGAUGGAGGUGGUGCUGCUGAUGCUGGAGAUGGAGGUGGUGCUGCUGAUGCUGGAGAUGGAGGUGGUGCUGCUGAUGCUGGGGAUGGAGGUGGUGCUGCUGAUGCUGGAGAUGGAGGUGGUGCUGCUGAUGCUGGAGAUGGAGGUGGUGCUGCUGAUGCUGGGGAUGGAGGUUGUCCAGAUGCUGAAUUUUUACACAUUUUAAAAUGUUGCAUCGCCUAUGCUGAGGUUUUGUGA